Trichoderma harzianum CBS 226.95 is the source of this 357-nucleotide messenger RNA. RefSeq lists its product as hypothetical. The record is from RefSeq and is a predicted model, not a curated record. Lineage: Eukaryota; Fungi; Ascomycota; Sordariomycetes; Hypocreales; Hypocreaceae. The transcript has a single exon. The annotation marks the transcript as partial.
CACUUAAUCCAUGAUUUGCAGCCGUACCAUUGCACGUAUGAACAAUGCCUAGACCCGAACCAAGUCUAUGGAAGCCGACAAGAAUGGAUUAAUCAUGAAAACGGGCAUACGCGCGUCUGGCAUUGUCAUGAACACAGUGAAGAAUUUGAAACUCAGCCAGAGUAUAUCCAGCACUUAGAAGACUCUCAUCCCGACAGUACUCCCGAGCAUUUCUCACCUGCAUUAGUUGCUGCUGUUGUCGGCCCUUCAAUGCGAAUUCACCGAGACUGCCCCUUCUGUCCAAGCGGCUUCUCUGAUAUUGCACAAAUGCAAUCACAUCUGAUUUUCCAUCUGGAACGGCUUGCACAACUUGCCCUC